AUGACCUCACAAAAGACCAUCGCCCUCAUUGGCUCCACAGGCUUCCUAGGCCCCUACAUCACCGCCUCUCUCCUCCAAAAGCAUCCCCACACCACCAUCCUCUGCCUAAACCGUAGCAAAGACGCAGAACAACGCACCACCUCGACUCUCACCCACAUCAGCAACGAAGACCUAACCCGCCUCACCUUCAUAACAACCGACAUCACACUCCCCAGCCUCGGCCUAUCCCCCACCCAAUACACACAUUUCACGACCAGCGUUUCGGAAAUCGUGUUCAAUGCGUGGAACGCGAAUUGGGCGACGCCUCUCAUUGGCUACCUGCCCCUCCUCAACGCUGUUCAACAUGUCAUCACUGCAUGUAUCGCCAGUCCCCUAAACCCGCGCGUAACCUUCAUGUCGUCCAACACUUCGAUAAUGAAUCACCCAACCCAGCAUCCUUCCACCCCGCUCAUCCCCGAAGUCCCUGCCUGGGACUUUGCCAGCGCAGCGAACACGGGGUAUGGCCAGAGUAAAUGUCUCGCGGAGCAACUUCUCGCGCGCGCAGGGCGAGAACACGGGUUACGCAUCGCUAUCGUCCGCGCAGGUCAGAUCGGAGGUGCAUCAUCCGCCAUACUCAAUGCGCCGCAGUGGCCGAUCCAGGGUUGGCUAUACGUCAUAGUCAAGACAAGUCAAAAACUGGGGUACUGGCCCGUGAGGAUGAAUGCUGUGGAUUGGAUUCCGGUUGAUUCGUUGGCGGAGGGGAUUGCCAAUGUCACAUUAUCCCAACCAAGCACAUCUGCAGUCAAUGUCAAGGUGUACAACAUGAUGCACCCCCGCCCUGCGCCUUGGGUGCUGCUGCAGAAAGUGUUGGUGGAGCGAUUCGGACUGGAAGUUAGGGAGUGUAGUCUGCCGCAGUGGUUGGGUAUGUUGGACCCGCAGAAGUUCAAGAUGCAUGCGUUUUUGAUGGAGGGUAGGGAGGGUAGGGAAGGGGAGGCGUUGGUUUUCUAUAACAGAAAUGCACUGGAGAUGUUGCCAGAGGUUGAAGAUGUUACGGAGGAGUUGGUGGAGAGAUGGUUGAGGGGGUGGGGUUUGAGGCUGGGGGAGGUGAGGGCGAGGCUGUGA
Molecule: messenger RNA, 1101 nt
Organism: Alternaria hordeiaustralica
Lineage: Eukaryota; Fungi; Ascomycota; Dothideomycetes; Pleosporales; Pleosporaceae
Exons: 1
Coding region: 1-1101 (366 amino acids)
Source: RefSeq, a predicted model, not a curated record